AUGAUCAGCGGCGGCUGGGUGUGCGCUCUGCACGUGCGCACGGCGGGCCUCGGCGGUGCCGCGCUGGGCUCCGACGAAGAGGAGAUCGUCUACCUCGCCUAUGUUGUUAUUGAUGUGCUCACGAAUCAGGUAAGCGAACAAAAACAUGUUAAAACAGCGCUCAACCAUCCAUUGACACCUCCAACUUCAAAAUUGGUCAUACACCUAGUAACUACGGCCAAAAGAUUGAUUGAAAUGAGUAUGAGCGUGAACAAAUACAACUUGUUGAGUGUAGGAGCGGCGUAA
Spodoptera littoralis (African cotton leafworm) is the source of this 285-nucleotide messenger RNA. The record is from the annotation of a GenBank genome assembly. Lineage: Eukaryota; Metazoa; Arthropoda; Insecta; Lepidoptera; Noctuidae.